AUGGCAGGUUCGCACGAUCGGGAUGAGGUUUACCAGGGGGAGCAAAUGCUUCCUCCAGGAACAUUCCUGUUGAUUAGAGAGGAUGAAAGGGACGAGACACAUGGGAGGCGCGAGGUUGUGCUGGACCCUGUCCCGUCGAGUGAUCCCAAUGAGCCAUUAAAUUGGAGCACGGCUCGCAAGGCAGUUAAUUAUACACUGGUACUUGCAGUGUCAUGUGUAAUUUUCACCGCGGUCACCAUCCAAACAAUUUUCUGGCAGAUGAUGGUCGUGGACUUGAAUGUGACAUACACCCAACUGAAUAAUGCCCUGUCGCUGAACUUUGUUGGUUUGGCCAUGGGCUGUGUCUUCUUUAUUCCCCUCGCGAAGAAGUUUGGUCGCCGGCCAGUAUAUCUUGUUUCGACGGCAUUGAUUGUGGUAACUACGUUUUGGUCUUCGGAGAUGCAGACAUUAGGUGAACUUUAUGGCUCCAAUCUGAUCCAAGGCCUGGCAGGUGCUACCAAUGAAUGUAUUGUGCAAAUGACAAUUUCCGAUCUCUUUUUUGUUCAUCACAGAGGAACUAUGAAUACCCUGUACAUGUGCAUGGUCAUGAUUGGAAGUUUCCUCUCACCCAUCGCGGCUGGAACCCAGGCAACAAACAUGGGGUGGCGAUCGUCUUACCGCACCCUCGGAAUCUUUACCACUAUCAUCUUGGUCCUCUUUUGCUUCUUGUAUGAGGAGACGAAAUAUGGAAAAGUAAUCGAAGGUCUCAGCUCAUCCGACUCAGUGGAGGAGAGACACACUGUGGUUAAUAAUCUCAAAUCCGAGCAGAAAAUCGAGGCCAGGGACGAUGAACCCACGCGGCCGAGUAUGGGAAUGAAUACUAAUCACCAAGUCGAUGCCACCAUUCCCAUGAGGAGCUGGAAGCAGAGGCUCGCGUUCCACACAUAUACCCCGGAGUCUAUCUGGCCAUACUUCUACCGCCCCUUUGUUGUUCUAUCUACCUUCCCUACCGUAAUAUUCUGUGCGGUCCAAUACGCCUUCAGUGUUGCCUUCCUCACCAUUAUCAUUACCGUAACCUCUCUCGUCUUUCCCAACCCGCCUUACAACUUUACUAGCCAACAAGUCGGUUUUAUGGGCCUCGGACCUUUCGUUGGCAAUUUACUCGGCGCAAUUUACGGUGGCAUUUUUGGUGACUGGUCUAUUCUAUAUUUCUCUCGUCGAAAUAAAGGAUACUACGAACCAGAGAUGCGUUUGUAUACUCUCCACCUCCCUGCCCUAUUCAUGAGUGGCGGAUUGAUCAUGUUUGGAGUGACACUUGAUCGAGGUAUGCACUGGAUUUAUCCAAGUAUUGGUGGCGCAUUCUUUGGGUUCGGCCUUGGAUGCAUCGGGGAUGUGUCUCUUACCCUCGUUAUCGACAGUUAUCGAAACCUGACUGGAGAUGCUUUCACCGGAGUCGCCUUCCUCCGUAACGUUAUCAGCAUCGGCGUCCCCUUCGGUAUCACACCUUGGAUAAGUAAUAGUGGGCUGCAGAAUAUGUUUAUCGAGUGUGGAUUCAUCAGUUUGCUGGUCCUUUCAUUGACCAUUCUAAUUAUUCUUUACGGGAAGAGAUCACGAGCUCGGCUUGCCCCGCAAUAUGCUGCCAUGUCUAAGUGGAAAUCGAACUAA
This is a messenger RNA of Talaromyces marneffei, 1644 nucleotides long. RefSeq lists its product as uncharacterized. The coding region runs from base 1 to 1644 and encodes 547 amino acids. NCBI's taxonomy places the organism in Eukaryota, Fungi, Ascomycota, Eurotiomycetes, Eurotiales, Trichocomaceae. The record is from RefSeq and is a predicted model, not a curated record. Gene Ontology annotation, biological process: transmembrane transport. Gene Ontology annotation, molecular function: transmembrane transporter activity. The transcript is spliced from 8 exons.